This is a messenger RNA of Malania oleifera, 1903 nucleotides long. Its product is annotated as protein IQ-DOMAIN 17-like. The transcript is spliced from 5 exons. The coding region runs from base 280 to 1707 and encodes 475 amino acids. The record is from RefSeq and is a predicted model, not a curated record. Gene Ontology annotation, molecular function: protein binding. NCBI's taxonomy places the organism in Eukaryota, Viridiplantae, Streptophyta, Magnoliopsida, Santalales, Ximeniaceae.
GUAAGUCUAAAGUUCCACGGGAUGGGGUUAGCUUGAUGAAUCCUUAUAUGUAUGUUAAGACCAUCUACCAAGUUACAUGGACUUCAUAUAAUCAAAUGGAGCUUGGGUAACUAUGCUAUAGGCUAAUAGUUUUUGCACACUUCCUUCAUUUCUCACAUAAACAUUUUGGGAUUUAACGAUGUGAGGAGAGAUUGAAGCUCCCAUAGAUUGGCUGUGGAAGCUCAGUUUCAACUCGGUUAUCUACACAACACACAGCUAAGUUUCCUAUCUGGUCCUUUAAUGGGGAAGACAGGAGGAAGCUCCUGGUUUACAGCAGUGAAAAGGGCUUUCAGGUCUCCUGCCAAAGAAACUGAGAAGAGGAGCAGCAGAAGACGAGAACAUGACCAAGAAGAAGAUGAAGAAGAAGAAAAGAAGAGAGGGAAACGAAGAUGGAUUUUCCGAAAACCUUCAAAUCACCAGGAAACAAUGGCACAGAAUCAUGCUACGUCGAGCACAACAGCCUUUAUUAAAAUGGUGAAAAAUCCUGUUUCUGAGCCAACCGCAACUGCAGCUACUGAGCAGAGGCAUGCACUUGCUGCGGCAAUGGCAGCCGCUGAGGCAGCAGUAGCAACGGCCCAAGUCGCUGUGGAGGUUGCUCGGCUUACUAGGCCUUCCAUUUAUCUCAGACAACACUAUUAUGCCACUCUUAUUCAGACUGCCUUCAGAGGAUAUCUGGCGAGGAGAGCUCUUCGGGCGCUGAAGGGUCUAGUAAAGCUGCAGGCUCUAGUACGAGGUUAUAACGUCCGUAAACGAGCAGAAAUGACUCUUCGGCGCUUGCAGGCUUUAGUUCGAGCACAAACUAGGGUAUGCAAUCGGCGUAAGAAGAGCAUAGGUUCCUUGUUCAGUGAUCCUAGUGGAUUAUGGGAAUCACAUCUUACAGACAGAAAAUCCAUUUCCAUGGAUGGAAGUAGCAUGCCAGAUGAUGAGGAAAACCCAUGUACUGUGGAGGAAAUCAAAGUCAUGCUCCCAAAAACAAAGGAAGUUGCUUUGAAACAUGAAGAGGCACUUGCUUAUGCCUUCUCUAACCAGAUGCGGACAUCUAGGAUGGGCAUAUGUGUAGGACAGCAGCAGGAAAGAAAACUCGGACAGCUCAUAACCACAGAACAGCCAGAGAACAAAGGCAGAAGAACUUCAUGUGAUCAAAGACACUCUAUUAAAACCGUAGAAAUUGACACUUCUUCGGCUUACUCAUACUCAACCCCCAGUUGCCAGAAAUCAGAGUGUGGGCAUUACCUAAGUCCAAACUCUGUUCCCUCUCCACUCCACAGGAUUCCCCACAAUCUCACACACAUCAUUCCAUCCCCUACCAAAGAAAAAUUAUCAAGCCCUUGCCACCUAGUAGAAGUCAGGAACCAUCCAAAAGCUCUAACACCCAGAUUAAGCUCCACAGGGGCUGUGAUGCCAAGUUAUAUGGCUGCCACAGCAUCAACCAAAGCUCGGGUUCGCUCGCAAAGUGCACCAAGGCAGAGGCCUUCAAACCCGGACGCGGAAAAAAUGGGAUCAGCAAGGAAACAACUAUCUUUCGGGGUAUUUGACGCUUAUGCUCACCUUACUGGCAUCGCUGGCACUUGUGAUAUUGACCUUAGCAGCACCAGAUACAUGGGCAUCAAUGGACAUCAUUCUAGGGCUAAUCAAAUGCCAAAUGGAUCUUGUUGUUAUACUAAAUGACAACAAAGAUGGUGUUGUAGCAAUGGCUUCCGCAAGCCUUUUCUUUGUAAAAUCUAGAGCUAGAGGUAGAAGAUUAGAAGUAGUUAAGAAUGUAUGGAUGGACCGUAUGAUUAGAGAUAUAAGAAGUUUAUUACUAUUGAUAUUUUAAUUUAGAUAUCUAUGUUACUUUUAUAAAUCAGGUUGAUAUUUCCGCCGA